Molecule: messenger RNA, 1764 nt
Organism: Pelobates fuscus (common spadefoot toad)
Lineage: Eukaryota; Metazoa; Chordata; Amphibia; Anura; Pelobatidae
Exons: 17
Coding region: 52-1503 (483 amino acids)
Source: RefSeq, a predicted model, not a curated record
GGAUGUCUCAGAUUUCACCAGAUUGCUACCAAUAUAAGACAUGUGUGUGGAAUGCUCCUGAGUUUAAAAAGGUACAUAGGGAGGAACACCGUUGUAGAGUGGGCACUGUUUCACUUACAAAUGCAGAUCCAAAGCAGACGGGAUCUUCUCUUCAACAUUAGUAGCUUUUCAAAAACCAACAUGAGGAAGGACUUCGAAAGGCUAAAAAAUCUGUUGUCCGUACCUCCAAAGCAGAGAUCUCAACAAAUCCUCAGACAGAUUCAGUUUUGCUUAAAGAAAAACAGAGCAUUUCAGAGUCUUCGGGAUAAAACUCAGCUGGAACUCUGUCAGCAUAUAGUCUACCAAAUGUAUGAAACAAAAACCUUAGUUAUAAAACAAGGACACGUGCCCUGUGAGUGCUACAUCGUAUUGUCGGGACAUUUAAAUGCCGUCACCGGAGUAGCGGACGCGAAAACGAACGCCACCUCUAAUACAUUAUAUGAAGUAGAGGAAGGAGACUUUGUUGGGGAUAUUGGACUCAUCACAAAUCAGAGACUGAUUUCAUUCAUAUGUAAAACAGAUGUGGAACUAUUAGUCAUUGAGAAAGAGGUGUUUAAUGAAAUCCUUGCAGCAAAGGUGCGGGAGCAACAUUCCAGUCUUUGUUCUUUCCUAAGGAAUAUGCCAUUGUUUUCAUCCUGGCCUCCAGAAAAAAUGGACCUUCUAGUGCAUUGUUCUCUGCAAAGAAAUUACAGGGCUGGAACAACAGUGGUUUUGGAUAGCACCAAUUCUUCUUUACUGGUGCUGAUCAAAUCUGGAAGAUGUCUAAUUGUGGUCGAGCUCACACAGAAUAGGCCAUCUGCUGAUUCUGGAGCCUCAAGAAAUUAUUCUUCUCUUGUGGAGAGGUUUCCAACUAUACCAUUCCUUCUGGAGAAAAGUGACUCCUUGUAUUCCACAUUCCAAAAACCAUUGUUACCAAGGGCGUCCUAUUCAGCUUCCAUCAGAACUGCGCCAAAUCAGAUACAUGUGAGACCACGUCCACAGACCGUGGGACCAUCAGCCUUAUUAAGAAAUAGAAAAGAACCCUGUGAUUUGGGCCUUAAAGGCAAAAGACAUUCCGAAGAUAAGAGAAGCUUUCAGCCACAAGCGACUGAACUCUCAUACAAAACUCAUACAAGAACUUCCUUUAUAACUGUUGGCACUCUGGAAAAAGGAGGCAUAUUUGGUCUGACAGAAACGAUGAUUAAGUCCUCUGAUUUACGAUUUAGUCUGGGUCUGACAGAAACAAUGAUGAAGUCCUCUGAUUUACGGUUUAGUCUGAUAAGUGAAGGCGCGGAGUGCAUUUUCAUUCCCAAAAAACUAUUCCACGCAGAAGCACCUACAAAGUCCAGACAUGUUGCGCAAGAGCUGAUAAACUCCUUCCCUACGGAGAACAAGAUCCGAUCCUACUAUGCUAGUCAUCGAACAUGGACGGCCUAUAAGAACAAAAUUAUUGGUCAACAGUUAACUAGAACUGUUAAACAUUAAAUAAAGUGAUAGCAACAACUCAAAUUCAAAUAAAUGGAAUAUAUUGCCAGCUAGAUAAACUAUGACUUUGGAAAAUAAUUUCUUCUAUGUGGACAGACUGCGAGGAAUGUAAGGAGUUAUGGCAUCCACGUAAUAUUUUUGGAUAAGCUUUUAAAAAGAUUUUUUUCAAAAUGUUAAAAUAUCAAAAAUAGAUCAUACAUUAAACAAAUACAUGAAAAUAUGAAACAUAUCAAAUAUUAAAAUAUUUUUCAAAACAUUAAA